AUGAAGACCGAUUUCAAGUUCUCGAACUUGCUGGGCACAGUAUAUUGCCAGGGAAAUUUACUCUACAGCCCAGAUGGCACCCAUCUCUUUUCGCCUGUCGGCAACAGAGUCACUGUUUUCAACUUGGUAGAAAACAAAUCAUACACCCUCCCCUUCGCUCAUCGCAAAAACAUUGCCCGUAUCGGACUUACACCCCGCGGAAACCUCCUCCUCUCCAUUGACGAAGAUGGCCACGCGAUCCUGACCAAUGUCCCUCGGAGGAUAUCCAUAUAUCACUUCUCCUUCCGAUCUUCUGUCACGGCGCUCUCGUUCUCCCCAUCAGGCCGACAUUUCGCUGUAGGACUGGGCCGCAAGAUCGAGGUCUGGCACGUUCCCUCUACCCCCGACGCUUCUGCCGAGGGCGAGCUCGAAUUCGCUCCUUUUGUUCGAUACCACACCCACACCGGCCACUUCGAUACUGUUAGCCAUAUUGAGUGGUCGAGCGACUCCCGCUUCUUUCUCACAACCUCCAAAGAUCUCACAGCGCGGAUAUGGAGUCUGAACCCCGAGGAGGGCUUCACCCCAACGGUGCUCUCAGGCCACAAGCAGGCCGUCAUUGGUGCGUGGUUCUCAGAGAAUCAGGAGACUAUCUAUACUGUUAGUAAGGAUGGUGCAGUCUUUGAUUGGCAAUAUGUCAAGCCCAUCAACCGUAUUGAGGAGAACGACAAGAUGCAGGACGACGAUGACGACUCGGAUAUGCGAUGGCGCAUUGUUCAAAGACAUUACUUUAUGCAAGCAGGUGCUCAUGUGCGAUGUGCUUCUUUCCACCCGGAGACGAAUCUUCUCGUUGCUGGCUUCUCCAACGGACUGUUCGGCCUGUACGAGAUGCCCGACUUCAACAUGAUCCACAAGCUGAGCAUCUCUCAAAACGAUAUUGAUUUUGUCACCAUCAACAAGACCGGCGAGUGGUUGGCGUUUGGCGCGUCAAAGUUGGGCCAACUACUGGUGUGGGAGUGGCAGUCUGAGUCUUAUAUCCUUAAGCAACAAGGCCAUUUCGAUGCUAUGAACUCGCUUGUCUACUCACCAGACGGCCAGCGUAUCAUCACCACUGCCGACGACGGCAAGAUCAAGGUCUGGGAUAUCCAGUCUGGUUUCUGCAUUGUUACCUUUACUGAGCACACCAGCGGCGUGACAGCCUGCGAGUUUGCCAAGAAGGGCAAUGUCCUCUUCACAUCGAGUCUGGACGGUUCCAUUCGAGCUUGGGAUCUUAUCCGUUACCGAAACUUCCGAACUUUCACAGCACCAACAAGAUUGUCGUUCGCCUGCAUGGCUGUCGACCCUAGCGGUGAAGUCGUGGCUGCUGGCUCUCUCGAUUCCUUCGAUAUUCACAUCUGGUCCGUCCAAACAGGCCAACUUCUCGAUCAGCUAUCGGGCCAUGAAGGUCCAGUGUCGUCUCUCGCAUUUACACCUAAUGGCAACUCUCUUAUCAGUGGUUCUUGGGACCGCACUGCACGUAUCUGGUCAAUCUUCAGUCGAACACAGACUAGUGAGCCUCUGCAGCUUCAAUCUGAUGUCCUCGACAUUGCUGUUCGACCAGACUCUCUCCAGCUAGCUAUCUCGACACUAGAUGGCCAGCUGACUUUCUGGUCCGUCACAGAUGCUGAGCAGACCUCUGGAGUGGAUGGCCGAAGAGAUGUUUCUGGUGGACGAAAGCUCACGGAUCGUCGAACAGCAGCAACCAUGGCUGGCACAAAGAGCUUCAACACCAUCCGAUAUAGCACCGACGGAAGCUGCCUUUUGGCUGGCGGAAACAGCAAGUAUAUCUGCCUGUACUCCGUGACCACCAUGGUGCUGUUGAAGAAGUUCACUGUCAGUGUGAACCUUUCCCUCGCUGGCACACAAGAAUUCCUCAACAGCAAGCUGCUUACUGAGGCCGGCCCAGCUGGGGAGCUCGAUGAUCAAGAAGCAUCAGACCGUGAGGAUCGCGUUGAUAGCUCGCUGCCUGGAUCAAGACGUGGUGAUCCUUCAGCGAGAAAGAAGGCACCUGAAGUCCGUGUAACUGGAAUUGGGUUUUCACCCGCCGGUACUGCCUUCUGUGCUGCCUCGACCGAAGGUCUUCUGAUCUACAGCUUGGAUCAAGAUAUUCAGUUCGAUCCAUUCGACUUGAACAUGGAGAUCACUCCCGCUUCGACCUUGGCUGUUCUCGAGACCGAGCGAGACUACCUCAAGGCACUGGUUAUGGCUUUCCGCCUCAACGAAGUUGGUCUUAUCAAGCGUGUCUUCCAAGCCAUUCCCUCCCCCGAAAUUCCCCUCGUCGUCGCCGACCUACCUACCGUUUACGUCUCUCGCCUCCUCCGCUUCGUCGCCGCUCAAACCGAAGAGUCGCCACACAUUGAGUUCUGUCUUGUCUGGAUCAAGGCCAUUGUCGAUAAGCAUGGUACCUGGCUUUCUGCCAACCGAGCCAAGGCUGAUAUCGAGUUGAGAGUUGUUGCGCGAGCCGUGGCCAAGAUGAGAGACGAGAUCAGGAGACUUGCUGAUGAGAAUGUGUACAUGGUUGAUUACCUACUGGGCCAAGCUGAGGAUAAAAAUGAAAAGAAGGAUGUGAAAACUUUGGAUAGCGGAACAGAUGUGGAUGUAAAGCUUAUGGCUGUUGACGGAGACGAGGAGUCUGAGGCGGGAUCUGACGAAUGGAUUGGUUUAGAAUAG
This is a messenger RNA of Fusarium sp. VM40, 2685 nucleotides long. The record is from the annotation of a GenBank genome assembly. NCBI's taxonomy places the organism in Eukaryota, Fungi, Ascomycota, Sordariomycetes, Hypocreales, Nectriaceae.